Molecule: messenger RNA, 931 nt
Organism: Onychostruthus taczanowskii (white-rumped snowfinch)
Lineage: Eukaryota; Metazoa; Chordata; Aves; Passeriformes; Passeridae
Product: sodium bicarbonate cotransporter 3-like
Exons: 3
Coding region: 170-481 (103 amino acids)
Source: RefSeq, a predicted model, not a curated record
AGCCCCCGGUGCGGCGGAGCAGUCGCGGCCGCCCCGUCCUGAGGGCACCGGCGCCGCCCGCCUCUGCCAGGCAGCGCAGCCCCCGCGUCCGGUUCCAGCUCGCCGUUCUUCUGCCGCUCCGCGCCCUUUUCUCUCGCUCUGUCUCCCGGGCGAUCUCGGCGGGGCCGCGAUGGAAGAGGAGCGGGCGGGCGAGCAGAUGAGACCGUUGCUCACCACGGGUCAUGAUGAAGAAGCUGUUGUGGAUAUGGGCAAAAUCAGCUCUACUAUCAAUACAAAUUUUGAGAAAGAAGAACUAGAGAGCCACAGAGCUGUGUAUAUCGGAGUUCACGUCCCACUUGGCAAGCCAGGCCGUCGACGGCAUAGACAUCGUGGGCACAGGCACCACAGAAGAAAAAGAGAAAAAGAAACUGAUAGAGAGGAUGGCCGAGAAUCUCCGUCAUAUGGUAAGAAGUUUGUUGUGUGUGUUCUUCAUGUCUCCUGAAGAUAAACUUGUAGUAGCUACUCUGUGCUUAAAUGUUGUUUGUUUUGUGCUAUUUAUUUUACUCUCGCUGUAAUUAAUGUCUUUUUGUGUACAAUCAGACAAGGAUUUUGUGGAUGUGUUUUAUCUAAGUCAGAUGCUGUUGGACUUGGUCCAGCUGUCUGCAUGAAUGUUCAGCAGCCUGCACUGAAUAGGUUAGACUAGAGCUUUGUAAUGCUCUCCUGUAGCAUGAAAAUCUGUGUUAUUUAAAUUAGACACCUUUUUUCAGAUUGUGUAGUCGUGUAUGCUUCUUCCUGUGAUUUUUGAAACUAAGCAUGUAGCUGUGAAAAGCAGCAUUUGCCAUGGUAAUUUGAUCAGUGAUCUUAUUUUAUUUAAAUAUUUACUUCAGCCUUCUUGCUGUCUGUUAGUAAAGGAAUUGCAGUGCCUCAUAAGUUUUUGGUUUGGAUCACGAAG